This is a messenger RNA of Torulaspora globosa, 1269 nucleotides long. It is a transcript of the gene IDP1, whose product is annotated as isocitrate dehydrogenase (NADP(+)) IDP1. Lineage: Eukaryota; Fungi; Ascomycota; Saccharomycetes; Saccharomycetales; Saccharomycetaceae. Gene Ontology annotation, cellular component: mitochondrion. Gene Ontology annotation, molecular function: magnesium ion binding; NAD binding; isocitrate dehydrogenase (NADP+) activity. The coding region runs from base 1 to 1269 and encodes 422 amino acids. The record is from RefSeq and is a predicted model, not a curated record. Gene Ontology annotation, biological process: isocitrate metabolic process. The transcript has a single exon.
AUGCUUUCGAGAAGAUUCUUUUCAACAGGCUCCGUUCUAUCAAAGAUCAAGGUGAAAAAUCCCGUUGUGGAACUGGACGGUGAUGAGAUGACCCGUAUCAUCUGGGAUAGGAUCAAGAACAGGCUCAUCUUGCCCUACGUGGACGUCGAUCUGAAAUACUAUGACUUAUCAGUGACAUCACGUGACGCAACCCAGGAUAAGAUUACUGUUGAUGCUGCCAAUGCCAUCAAGAAGUAUGGGGUCGGUAUCAAAUGUGCUACUAUCACGCCGGAUGAGGCUCGUGUCAAGGAGUUUAACUUGAGCCAGAUGUGGAAAUCUCCAAACGGAACUAUCAGAAACAUUCUUGGCGGAACCGUUUUCCGUGAGCCAAUUGUGAUCCCCAGGAUCCCCCGUCUGGUGCCAGGCUGGGAGAAGCCUAUUAUCAUCGGUAGACAUGCGCAUGCUGACCAGUACAAGGCCACCGAUGCGGUUAUUCCUGGUCCGGGAAAGCUGGAAUUGGUUUACAAGCCAGCGGAUGGUUCCGAGCCUAAGACAAUGGAAGUCUACGACUACAAGGGUGCCGGAGUCGCCCUAGCUAUGUACAAUACCGAUGAGUCUAUCCGCGGUUUUGCGCACGCAUCUUUUAAACUGGCUUUGAACAAGAGAUUAAAUUUAUUCUUGUCCACCAAGAACACCAUCUUAAAGAAGUACGAUGGUAGGUUCAAGGACAUCUUCCAGGAGUUGUUCGAUGCUGAGUACAAGUCUCAAUUUGAGGCUGCCGGCAUCUCUUAUGAGCACCGUCUGAUCGACGAUAUGGUUGCUCAGAUGAUCAAAUCGAAGGGUGGGUUCAUCAUGGCGUUGAAGAACUACGACGGUGACGUCCAAUCCGACAUCGUCGCCCAAGGUUUCGGUUCUUUGGGAUUGAUGACUUCAGUUUUGGUCACCCCAGAUGGUAAGACGUUUGAAAGUGAGGCUGCACACGGUACGGUCACCAGACACUACAGACAGCACCAACAAGGAAAGGAAACCUCCACGAACUCCAUCGCCUCCAUUUUCGCAUGGACCAGAGGUCUCGCCAAAAGGGGCGAGCUGGACAACACGCCAGAGGUCGUCAACUUCGCCAACCUGUUGGAAGCGGCCACCUUGAACACCGUCCAGGAAGACGGUAUCAUGACAAAGGAUCUCGCCUUCGCCUGCGGCAGGACUGAUAGAGACUCCUACGUGAACACCAACCAAUUUUUGGAAGCCGUCGAGAAGAGAUUGCAGAAGGAGAUCAAUUCCGUUGAGUAG